Misgurnus anguillicaudatus (oriental weatherfish) is the source of this 2682-nucleotide messenger RNA. It is a transcript of the gene drd3, whose product is annotated as dopamine receptor D3. Gene Ontology annotation, molecular function: G protein-coupled receptor activity; dopamine neurotransmitter receptor activity, coupled via Gi/Go. Lineage: Eukaryota; Metazoa; Chordata; Actinopteri; Cypriniformes; Cobitidae. Gene Ontology annotation, cellular component: plasma membrane. The record is from RefSeq and is a predicted model, not a curated record. Gene Ontology annotation, biological process: regulation of potassium ion transport; adenylate cyclase-inhibiting dopamine receptor signaling pathway; negative regulation of cytosolic calcium ion concentration.
AAAUAAAAGGUCCAAAAGUAAUUUCUUUGUUUGCCACGUGGGACCUAAACAUGCCCGAGGUGUGCAUAGGGUUUAGAUAAUUUCCUAUUCGAAAUAUUUGUUUCAAUUUAUUCUGGCCCCAUUGCUAUUUGUUGCUAAAAUCUUCCAUCUCAUAAUUAUAUAUAGAUUAGGAUAUGUUUAUGUUAUUAAUUCACAUGCAAGUGCACGUGACACGAAACCUUUCUUGAAACAAUGGUAAAUGAUACUUACAUUCUUUACGCACUUUCCUCCUUCAGUGGAAAUAUAUUUUGACGCGCUUAUUUACGAUCCAAACCUGUUGUGUGUCUUGCAUCUAUCAAAGGUAGAUGCAAAAGGCACUUCUUUUCAAAGGCAUUUCUUCAGCAGGGUGUGAGGAGACUACAUGCACCCAAUUCCAAAACCUCAACGGAGCGCGAAUGCAUUUAGUGUUAUAAUUUUAGACAUUGUACAAAUUGUUGCUAUUCGGCAUGACCUAAUCAGCUAUAGAAACACGGAGAGGAGAGAUGCUUCGUGCGUAAAAGACCUGUUGGAGAUGGGUAAAGCGCGCCGGGAGAGUCAAACCCUGUGUGCUAAACCAUUUGGGCACCGGCUGCAUCGGGUCGUUCAGUGCGUAAAAGCAGAUUGUUGAAGUAUGUCUGGAGCUGUGCAUUAAUACGUUCACAUACGUACUCUGUGCUCACCCCGUGCGCGUUAAAGAUGGAUUACCUUUCUUUCCGUAAAUGGUGCGCAAAAAGGACGACUGGACACAGAAGUAUAAUUUCAGAAAAAUCGUGGAAAGUUCAUUCAGAGGUGGACCUAUUUUUCAGUGGAGAAGCUUAACAGAUCUUCAACACAAUGGCAUUGUUUAACAGCACUGAGUGGCUGUGGAAUAACUCCAUUGACCAUACUGUUAUCCUGGGAAACUCAAGUUUGACACCGGAGAUCGAAUCGAAAAGAAAUUACUAUGCAAUGCUCUACUCCCUGCUUAUUCUGGCUAUUGUGUUUGGCAACGUUCUAGUGUGCAUUGCUGUGGUUCGAGAGCGGACUCUUCAAACUACCACCAACUACCUGGUGGUUAGUUUGGCAGUAGCUGAUCUUCUGGUUGCCUCACUGGUCAUGCCCUGGGUUGUCUAUUUAGAAGUGGUGGGCGGAGCCUGGCUCUUCAGUCGCUUGUACUGUAAUGUGUUUGUAACCCUGGAUGUGAUGAUGUGCACUGCCAGUAUACUCAACCUAUGUGCCAUCAGCAUUGACAGGUACACAGCCGUGGUGAUGCCUGUGUUGUACAACACCACCCACAGCUCCCGAAAACGAGUUUCAGUCAUGAUUGCUACAGUUUGGGUCCUCGCCUUCGCAGUAUCCUGUCCCCUAUUGUUUGGAUUCAACACUACAGAUGAUCCUUCAGUGUGCUCGAUUUCAAAUCCCGAUUUCGUUAUCUAUUCCUCCGUGGUGUCAUUUUACCUGCCUUUCAUGGUGACCCUUUUGGUCUACGUGCGCAUCUACAUCUUCCUUAGAAGGAGAAGGAAGCGAAUUACUUUCCGUCAAGGAAGCGGCAAAGUGCAGCCAGUCUCAGUGUCACCACUAGCGGAGACUUGUUUACAAGACAUCGCUCAUAAAGAAAAAAGAGAUCUGUCCCCCAUCAAGAUCAAUGUGAUAAAUGAAAGUACAGAGCAGGCUCUUCACCCCCAGCUCUUCACCAGAUGCCCGUGGCGCAAACGGCCUCAAACCGCCCCUGCCGAUAACUCACCGCUGCCCCCUGUGGUCACGCUGAACUACUGCAGCAUCAGCCAAGCAUCUUUCGCUCAGACUGAUCAAGAUGCAAACCGUGAGGAAGUUGGUGAAGGUGAGCAGGUGACAAUUAAGAGCUGCGAGGUGAAAAAGUUGUCAAAUGGAGCCACACACACUACCCUGUAUCCACCACGGCCCCCUCGUGUCAUGGUGUGCCCUAGUCAGAUGCGCUGUAGGAGUAUGCACGCCAAGGAAAAGAAAGCCACACAGAUGCUGGCCAUCGUUCUAGGGAUCUUUCUUAUUUGCUGGUUUCCAUUCUUUGUGACCCACAUCCUAAAUACUCACUGCAGGGCGUGUCAUGUUCCACCGGAGCUCUACAGCGCCUUCACCUGGCUCGGCUAUGUCAACAGUGCACUCAAUCCUGUCAUCUACACCACCUUCAACAUUGAGUUCAGACGAGCCUUCAUUAAAAUCCUGAGCUGCUAAAUCACUCGCACAUGAGGCUCAGUGGACUCCAGAUGGCUUCCAGACAUCAUGGGAUCUUUUUUGUGGGACAAAACUGGAUAGUGUGAAUGUAUUCAAGGUGACUUUACAUUCACAUUGCAUUUGGUGGAAAUGUUCCUAGUUGUCUAUAAUGGGGAAUAGAGUUCAGAUGAGAUUGUUUGGUUGAUUUUGAAAGGAUGGACCGGUGUGAGGACCAAACAACAAUUUGGAUUAAGCCACAUUCUGUUUUGGAUGUAGCUACUUAUUCACCUUCUACAACAAACCCAGAAAUGUCCUCUGGAGGUUUUUCUCAGCAUCUUCUUGAUAUUCUGAGGUCAUCAUGUCUUUGCAUGUGUCACCUUCAAAUUGAGGAAAAGUGAGGUUUGCUGGAACCUCCUUUGAGAAUUUAUAUGCCCAUAAAGGCGAGUCACUCGACAAAAGGACCAUAAAGCAGGUGAACGUGAAGUAUAACCCCCA